GCAGAUAAUUAAUAAACAAAAAUGGUUCCUGUAAAAACAACUAUUUUUCCCGCUUUAAAUGGAAACCUAAAUGUUGUACGAUCGUUGAAUUUUUUCAAAGAAUGGAUAAGUUAGAUCGGUUCAUUAAGUUAGCAAAAGCCGGAGAAGGUACAUACGGAGUCGUUUACAAAGCCAAAAAUAAACUAACGGGUAAAAAUGUAGCACUUAAGCGGAUUAAAUUAGAAAAAUUUUAUAAUAAAGGAGAUUCUGAGGGGGUUCCGCCGACUGCUAUAAGAGAAAUAAGUUUAUUAAAAGGUCUUAGACAUUCGUCUAUCGUUGAACUUUUAGAUGUUAUGCAAACAACCGAUAAAUUAUAUUUAGUUUUCGAAUAUUUAGAUCUGGAUUUAAAGAGGUAUCUCGAUAAAACAAAGAGACCUAUGGAAUCUGAGCUAGUUAGGAGCUACAUGAAACAAUUAAUCGAAGCUUUAGCUUACCUACACUCCCACAGGAUCCUCCAUAGGGAUUUGAAACCCCAAAAUUUGCUGGUGGAUAAAGAAGGUCAUAUUAAAUUAGCUGAUUUCGGUUUAUCGAGAUCAUUUUCACUUCCGACUCGAACGUAUACCCACGAAGUGGUUACUAUUUGGUACCGCGCUCCGGAAUUACUACUUGGGGCUAAAAUGUACUGUCCCGGAAUAGAUAUAUGGAGCUUGGGUUGUAUAAUGGCCGAAAUGUUGAAUAAGAAAGCCCUUUUCCCGGGUGAUUCCGAAAUCGAUCAACUGUACAAGAUUUUCAAAAUAAUGGGAACCCCAGUGGAGGAAACGUGGGAUGGGGUGUCUUUAUACCCGGAUUACAAACCUAGUUUCCCCAUUUGGAAAGCGGUUGAUUUAUGCGAUAUAAUAAGAUUCCAUAAUCAAGAAGAAGAAGAUUUUCUAUUGAAUAUGCUGGUUUACAAUCCUUCUAAAAGGAAAACCGCCAAGGAGUUGUUGAAAUUGAAUUAUUUGAAAGGUACUAAACUCACCGCACCCGAAAUGGGCGCUUUUCCCUCUGAUGACGAACAAUCAGAUUAAGAAAAAACGUUUUUUCACCACCAAAAGGUUUUUGAUAUAUUUUAUUCUAAAAACUUUUUGAAAUUGAUACAAUAUGAAUCGUAAUAAAGUCUCGGUCAUUGUAGUGUUGCCAAGUUGUUGAAAAAAGUAUGAAAAUUAUCAAAAAUUCGGUUCAUUAUUUUUUUUUUCUUGAUUUUUAAUUGAAAAUUGGAAAAACUUUAUUAAAAUCUCAUAAUUCAUAGAUUUGCUUGAAUUUUUAUUUAAAUUGACCUUUCAACAGCUAUUAUUGGAUUAAUUUUUGAUAGUUUUGUGCAGCUUAAUCCUUACUACAAAUCUUCUUCAUGUAAACGUGCCUUAAUUACAGACUAAUAAAUUGCAGUGUUGCUAAGUUGUUGAAAAAAGUAUCAGAAUUUGCUACAUAUAAAAAUUAGGUUUAUUAUUUUUUUUCUUCAUUUGUGAGUAAAAAUUGGAAAAACUUUAUUAAAAUCUCAUAGACUUGCCUGAAAUUUCUAUUCUAUAUUUACAUAAAUAAAUUACAGACCUUUUAACAGCUAUUAUUGGAUUAAUUUUUACUAGUUUUGUGCAGUUCGGUUGCUACUAAAUCUUUAUAGUGUAUUCAGGCCUUAACGAACAUUCUUGAGUUGCAAUUUGAUCAAUUUUUAAUGGUUUAGUGCAAUUUAAUCCCUAUCGUGUAUAUGCACCUUAACGAAUAUUUUCAACUGUUGAAUUGGAUUAUUUUAUGAAAAUUUUGUGCAGUUUAACCGUUCCUAUUAAUCUUUAUCGUGUAUUCGGGCCUUAACGAGCAUUCUCAAGUUGCUAUUGGAUUAAUUUUUAAUAGUUUUGUUGCCUUAAGCAUCAUAUCUGGAAUGUGAAUGAUUACGUCAUUUUCUGGAUCAAUAAUUUACCGCUUUGAUAAAAAAAAUUCUAAUUUGUUCGCAAGGCUAAAACUUUGUCGUGUGUUUCGGGCUUAACGAAUAUUCAUAAAUUCUUAUUAUUACAUUCAACUUAAAACAAACUGUUCGUGCAGUUUAAAUGAUACAUUUUUGUCGUGUGUAUCGGCCCUAAUAAUAUAUGCAAUUAUUUACACUUAAAUUUAUAUUAUAUCGAGGUAAUUGGACAAAAAACUUUAAUUUUUCCACUAAAUUAACUAUAGAUUUUCACUACCAGAUUUUAGUAGUAUAGAGACACACUGUAUAUUAAUAAUCAUAUUUUCGGGGUUAAUUUACAAUCUUGCAUGACUAUUUAUUUUUGUAUACUGAUUAAGAUUAAAACUAAAAAAAUCAAAA
Diorhabda sublineata is the source of this 2311-nucleotide messenger RNA. Its product is annotated as cyclin-dependent kinase 2-like. The transcript has 5 exons. NCBI's taxonomy places the organism in Eukaryota, Metazoa, Arthropoda, Insecta, Coleoptera, Chrysomelidae. Bases 102 to 1046 code for a protein of 314 amino acids. The record is from RefSeq and is a predicted model, not a curated record. Gene Ontology annotation, molecular function: cyclin-dependent protein serine/threonine kinase activity; cyclin binding; ATP binding. Gene Ontology annotation, cellular component: cyclin-dependent protein kinase holoenzyme complex; nucleus; cytoplasm. Gene Ontology annotation, biological process: regulation of G2/M transition of mitotic cell cycle; signal transduction; G1/S transition of mitotic cell cycle.